This is a messenger RNA of Microcebus murinus (gray mouse lemur), 15325 nucleotides long. The record is from RefSeq and is a predicted model, not a curated record. NCBI's taxonomy places the organism in Eukaryota, Metazoa, Chordata, Mammalia, Primates, Cheirogaleidae.
ACUCUAGCCUGGACCACAACGUGGGACCCUGUCUCAAGAAAAUAAAUAAAUAAAUACCCCAAAACACUCUCAAAACAUUUCUCAGUUCUGGCUUCAAAUAUGGUAAAUAUCGGUAGAUAUAGCCCACAUAAGCAAAAGUUCUUUGGGGUUCUCAAUAAUUUUUAGGAGUGAAAAGGGCUGCUGAGACCAGGAAGUUUGAGAAUUGCUGACCUAGCUCACAGGGUACCUCAGCAGGGAUGGGACACCACAUUCCGGGGAGAAUUAAUGGUCUUUCAUGGGAAUGUUGCAGCACUCGGUUUACGUCUGCAGUACAACGCUUCCGCAGAGGAACAUCUUAGUUUGCUUGCCUGGGAGCCUCGUGCCCCUGCACAGCCCAUGCUCAGUGCUUACGGAAUGAACAGGAGGAAUGCAUGAAUGCAUGAAUAGGGUGCUGGUGUCCUUUUGCUCCCAGGUCUGUUGUCACUGAAUUGUAGUGAGUAUCCUGUGGUUCCUGUAGAGGGCAGAGCUGCACACAUAGGCAGUCACCUCUACUACCCCUUUCAGUUGUACUGGAAGUUUCUGUGCGUCAGGAAGGAAAAGGGGUUGGUUGAGAAUCUCAGAAUUAUGAAACUUAAAGGGACUUUCAGAAGUGCUUUUCUUUUGCCACUUUCUUCAGAUUUUGGACAUACAGUGAGCCUGGAAGCCAUGCUGUUAUGGUUACUUAACGGUCACAAGGGAGACCAAGUAAGAGCCUAUGACAUUUUAAGCAACUUUGGCGUAUUUCCCAGGGCCUUGAUAUUAAAGGAGAGGGGGUGAUUGUUGUUCUACAGCCACUUGGAAGAGUUUGAGCUACUUUAAGACAGAUUCUAAAUCCAAGGCAUUUUUACCUUCCUGGGCCACGAGAAGAAAGAGCUGAAUGUUGAUUUCUCCAGGGUUGCAGGUUAACGGAAUCUAGUGAGUCAUCUGAGUUUCUCAAACUUGGCCUUGGACGAGGCCACCCUCGGGAUCAGACACUGGGAGACUCAGACACUUAAAGAUUUAAGGAACCCUGAAAGCUCCUAGGUCAAUGCUUCCCGAACGUUUUUAUGACAAGACAUCCUCCAAAAUGAUGAUCUAUGUCCUCCCGAAGUAAUCGUGUCUUCUUGUGGUUGGAGGUGAUGGGCUUUAGGUGCCGUGGCUUAUGCCAGAUCCCAUUAGUCACCCCGAGGGUAUGGGGUAAAUAUCGCCCCACCUCUGCAAUCCAUUUGCUCAGGCUGGGAUGCUAUGGCAUAGCUCCUGGGAAAUUCUUUUCCAGUCUAAAGUGUCUUUGUGUGAAGAGGCUGCAAUCUCAUUGUACCCUAUGUAGAUUCCUCAUGUGCAGCGAGAGAUCAUUAAUAACCUUUCCAAGCAUUUGGAAACUAUGGUACCUCCAAAUUAGACCAGAUUACUUCUAAACCACUGGGGCUGUUUUCCAGGGUGUUAAACAGCUCAGAGAUAACUCAAAACCAUUGAGCUCUACUCCGAGCUCUUCUCUGGACCUGUUUUGGUCUCAGCCUUAAAGACUUCUCCUAUGUAGUCCAGUAAUAUGGCAUAGAGAUCAUGUCCCAAAAUUUCUCACCACAUCAUCAACACAAGGUAGAGCCUGUGAAAACAUGUAAUAACCAUUAUUUCCACAGGGAUGUUACGAAUUUCUAGCCAAGCAUAAAGGCAAAGGAAUGACAUUUUGCUUACCCUGUGGAAACUUGUUCAAUGUCAGCACUGCCCCUAAAUGCUACCAUUAUUUUGAAACAGUGUUAGGGUUAUAAAAAAGUUGCAAAAGUAACAUAGAGAAUUCCUGUACACCUUUCACCCAGCUUUUCCUAAUUGUCAUCUUGCCUAACUGUAGUAUGAUGAUCAAAACUGAGAAAUUAGCAUUGGUAUGAGAUUAUUUUUAGGUAGUACUUAGGCUAUCAUUUUAAAAAUAUAAUAUUUAAACAAAUAUUUUAAUAUAUGUAUAUUAGAAAAAUAAUAGGCAUAUCAAACCUAUAACUUCAUUGAUUUUGUCCCUGAGCUUCAGCUUAAGCAAAAAGUUGAUGUAAAAUAAAUUUUAAUUAAAAAACAUGAAAGUGACUAAAAUUCCAGGUGGUAUAGUGACAGGGCAAAAUUAAUUAUGAAGGUAUUAUUUGAAUGACUGGCACUUGGGGGUAUGUGUCAAAGUAAAUGUGUGAUUUAGAAAUUUUAAGAAUUUGCCUCUUUCCCCUUACUACCUUGGUGGAUGCUCUUAGGACAAUGGCUCCCCAGAGUGGGCUUCCCACUUCAGGGGACCACUUCUGAGUGAUUUGCAUCCUCCAUCUAAUAGACUGAUGAUGGUCAAACCUAGAAUAAAGUCCUUGCAAGUGGCCAUAGCAAGUUUGAAUUCUCUAUAAUCCUCACAUUACAAUGUAGAUUGAUGAUUACGGUGGUGAUGGAAGCUCGUGUUCUUCCGAAGACUGGGCAUUGACAACAGCUUGGAAAUAUUCAUACUAGCGGGAGAUUUGAGAGGGAGGUGUAAAUUAUCCAGUUAAUGGGUUUUCCCCAAUAUAAAUGCAAAAACUGCUUCCAUCUUCAGGUCACCAUGUAAAUCACGCUGCCACCUGGCAGUUUUACGUCCUCCCUGGUUCUGCGCAGAGAUGAUUACUAAGAACUCCAGAGCAAGGUAGCUAUUUGAGAGGUUUAGAUAGCCAUGAGGGGUGUGCAGAUGGCUAGCAGGACUCGUGUGUAAUCUGGAGGGAACUUGCUGACCACAUCUGCCUUCUGAAGUUCAGCAUUUCCUCCUGCCUCAGGAGUCAGGGUCACUUUAAAUAAUUUGUAGCUCUUGAGACUCAGCCUUUUUAUAUCUCCUCCCUCCUUUCCCCUGACUCAGAGAAUCCUGGUUUCCCAGACAUGUUCUCAUGGUUGGUGAGCGAAGCUUUGGUGAGACGUACGGCUUCAGUUAAAGUCUCCCCAACUUCAUUGUCCUUAUUGAGAGCAAGAACUUGCUAGAUUAAAUAAUGCCGUCCAGAUAGAGCAAAGGUGCUUUUUGGUACAUGGCACACUUGGGAAUUUUUCUUUCUAAUCAGAAUCUUCCUCUGGUUAGAGAAAGUGCCACUGGCUUUCUGAUCCUUUUCCUUUUCCCCAUUUUAUUUUUUAUAUAAAAUCUUCAAUGUGAAGAGUAACAGUGAUGAAUAAAGGACCAUUUGAAAGCUGCUACUCAACAAUCUUCUGUAUUUUUCUUGUUUAUAUUCACCUGGAUUUCUAGCUGACUGCACAUCAUCUGGUUUUCUGAAGUGCUUUUUCCAAGUUCUGGGGUUCUCUGGAAGAACAGGCUAAGUAUUCUGAUUUCUAAAUGUCAGAAACAUAAACUGUAGUUAACUUGAUCCUCUAUUUCUGCAUUGGCUUUUGUUUAUUAAUUUUUGUAUUCUUUUAAUUUUAAAUUUCUAUUUUUUAUACCCUUGGAAAAGUUACUUAACUUCUCUGAGUUUCAAUUUCCUCAUGUGAAAACAAGUAUGGUAUUACCUACCCUCUCUAGUUAGGAAUUACUGUGAAAAAUACUCUGUAGAUUGUGUAGUAGCAUGUGAGAGUAAAGAAUUUGUUAUUAUCAUUCAACUUUAGAAUUUUAGUUUAUUCUUGAUUUUAAAAAGGUAAUUUAAGAAUCUAGGCAUGGAUCUUGUGCAAAUUAUUACAUCAGGGUUUUAUCUGCUGAGAUAAAGGCCCUGUCCCCUCCCAACCCCAUUCUAGGUUCUGGGAUAGAAUGAUAAAUCUGUGAUAACUGUAACCAGGUCUUCACAGUGAAGAUGAAAAAAUGAUUUUGAAGUAAAAUAAUCUGGAAGGAAAACCCUAAAUUAUUGAAGGUUUGCGACAUAUUUAUAUUGUCUAUAUUUGCCUCAGGAUUUCUUUUGUUUUAUGUCUUGGGUUUGCCUAUCAUGUAACACCUGCUGGUACGACAGGCAUAAUUAAAAAAUAUAUAACAGUAAUUUGACCACUGAGCCACAUGCUGACCACCUUGCCUAGAAUUUGUAAAUUUGCUGGCAAUGUGUAAUUUUUAUUUUUAUUGCCUCAAAUAACAAUAAGUACAGAAUGAACAUGACCAGAGGGAGCCGUCAUCAGAGCAGGCUUGCGUGACGACUGGAGCUGGGACUCACGGCGUGGGGACCGCGCAGCUCCCCGCUGCUGUGGUGACGCAGGUGGAGGCUGUACCACCCUGGAGGCAUGAGGGGCAUCCGCGAAACUGGGUCAUUUAUUCAUCUAACUUGGCAGGUGGGAGCCACGACGGCUCCACGUGGACCGUGGCGUCUCGCUAACCACCAACGCUGACACUGACGGGCCUGCUGGGCGAUUUCACGCAGUCAGCUGAGAAAGUACCGCGCGGCUAGGCUUUGGUCUUGUCCCAAGGGGCCAUUUGCAAAAUAUUUAUUAUUGGGAUUGAGUGUACCCAACGAAUGUCACCCAUCUUUUCCAACUAACUUCAAAACCAACUGAGAGACAGAGGUGAGAGCUAGGCAGUUGGAAAUGAAGAUCUCAUCUUUAUUAUUAAUAAAGCUGUGCUGGGAGAUAUGUCUUAGAUAUGGUCAGUAAGCUUGCUUAGCAUUCUUUUAAACUAAACUUACAUCCCCGAGCAUCAGGUCUCCUUGGAAACAGAGCUGGCCCUGCAGGCCCCCACGGAGCGCAGAGAACGGUGCAGAGAAGCACUUUCUUCGGGUGUGCAGACACCAACAAUAUAUAGAGACAAGUGGAACGCGCCCAGCCCUGCCCGGCCAGUUCUUUCCCCACGUUCAUCAGUCAGAUCCAUCUCCCUUCCUCCCAUGAGGAGUGCAAGAGGAGAGAGAAUGGUUGUGCCACCUUACUGGAGACUUCUUAUACCUGGAAACACGGACCCUGGGGAAGGGAAGGGAGCUUCCCCACAGCCCAGCCGCACUGCCUGCCAGGCCGCACGCUAGGACUCCACCUCCAGCGUCGCAAGCACCACAACAACCGUAAGAAGUUAAGUGCUAUUUUGGUAGUGCAGAAACUAAGGCUUCAUAACGUAAACAGUUUCCCCACGUACACACAGCUAGGAGAGUGAGGGAAACAAUUCACCCUUGAGUCUAUCUGACUGAAAACCUCUGCUCUUACCCAGAGCUCUGUGAAGUCUCAAAGGUCUUAGGUUUAACGGCACUUUUCCCCUUAGCAUGCACCCUGGACAUGAUGCUGUAUCUCUCUAUGUUCUGGUUUCCCUCUCUGCUCAAUGGGAGGGCAGUUCCGGCUUAGAUGAGAACUCUUAUGGGAAUAAAUAAUAAGGAAUGGUUGUAAAUUACAGUUAGCUAACAUACAUGUGGAUGCCCAAGGAAUCCACAUAUGGAUGAAGGGUAAGAACUGACAAUGUUGAUAAUAGAGUGUGCCCAGGCUCUUUUCAAAAUUGUCUUUAUCUGUGAGCUGACACAUGCUGGAUGAAGGAGGUUAGCCCAGUUUCCCAGAAAAUGGUAAGUUGGGUCACACUGUGCUUGGAAGAUUAUUUCAUUCAUUUAUCCAUCCAUGAAACACUUAUAAGAUGUCCACUGUGUACCAGGAGGCUUAGGGCUAAAUUAGGAGGAUGCUUUGAUGGGAUAGAUAAUGCUUCUAUGAUCCAGGACUAUGAGGUUCUAUGCAUAGCCCUAGAAAGCAAGGUAGUUAAAGAUUAUAAUAUCUGCUCAUCCACAGUGGCUUCUUGGCAGAGACACUUGCAGCUAUUGUAACUCUUAUCCUUUUCAAAGACAUGUUCACUGCAUUUGAGUUCCUAUUGCAUCACCAUGAUGAGAGAUUCAUUCAUUAGUUCAGUUACGUGUUUCAACAUGGCUCUGAAGCCAUAUGUUUAUUUUUUAAGAUUCUCUUUGAUUGGGACCAAUUGGACAUUUUUGAGCUCAAAAUGGUGGUGUCUGGGGGAUGCUCUCACUCACUGGGUGGUUAGUGAGAUUUGGCAUAGUUACAAAUAUAUUGUCUUUUUUCUAUGCCAAAUGCAAACAUCUUUCAGCUAUAUACAAGAAAACUUUCUUAAAGUGAUUUAGUUUGUGGGUGAUAAGAAUACCCUGAUAAAGAAAGCAGUGAAAGUGCUUUGGAUAUUUAGAUGGGACAGACCAAGGAUCUGUGACUCAUCCUGUUGGGAAGGUUUUCUUAGUGGGAACCCUAGAAGAGAAACAAAAACGAUGAAUGAAGGUUUUCCUGGCUUUGUCAUAACCUUUUGCUGCUCUCUGUAGACAAAAUGAUUGUUCUGUCCACUUAGUGUCUUAUACUUUUAAAUUAGAAUAAUAAUUACUACCAGAUAAAGCCUAAAAACCCACUAGAUUUUGCACUCAUUUCUAAUAGCAUUCCUGACUUUCAAAGUUCUCAAUCAUUUCCACAAUGUCUCGAGGCUAACAAAGCUGCCCUCAUCACUAUAUCCAAAGUACCCUCCUUGAUUCAAGUCCUAAGUGUGUGUUCCAAAAUUGUAUGCAUUGGUCCUGAUGUGGUUCAUGUCGUGUCUUUCCUUCUGGAAUGCUCUUUCCCCUUUUCUGCCUCCUGAAAUACUAGUCAUUCUGCAAAGAACAAAAUAAGGCCAUCUCUUUGAUCAAGUCCCCCAACAAUUGCCCUAUGUCGUGCAGAUAUUCCUCAUCUUUGAGUCCCAUGGUUCUUGUAAUAUGACUCACAUUAUUUUAUAUCACUUAACUGUUCACUCUGCAUUUAUUUUCCCUCCCAACUAGAUGGUAAUUUUAUGUAUAGGAGGCACUAUUUCUUGUGUGUUUUUUUGUUAGAGCCCUUGUCCUUGUUAGAGCCCAGAACAAUGCCGUGCUCAUCUUAGAGGCUCAAUGAAUAGUUACAGAAUAAAUGCAUGAGUUCUCAUCUGCUGAAAUUCACUAAAUCCUGAGCUCUGUUGUUGACUUAUACUGGGAAGGGUUUUCAAUGGACUGUCUUUUCCUUCCUCAAUUUUCUGCAUGAUGGAGUUGAAAGAGCAAGGGCUUUGGUGUCAGAGAAUCCACCACUUAUUUUAAAUGACCAAGGCCAAGUUUUAUUCACAGCUGCUGAACAUCCCUUGCCUCAUCUGCAUAGGAGAGAUAGGGACUCUCCCACGAGAGCGCAGGAAAUCAUGUUUUAGGGAAGCUGGCACAGUGUUUGGAUGGAGGAGAUGUCUCGUCUGGCUGCUCUCUUGGACUCCACCCAGGGUGCACCCUGUCCUCUGCUUUCCCUCAGGUAGCACCAAGAGCCCUUUCCUUUUCUGUUCAGUGAGAUCCUGAUUAAUGAAAGCUUUCUAAGGAAGCUCAGCUUGGUGUAAACAAAAACCUCCUCUAAAUCUUGUGGAGCAGAGCUGUCUGGGUGCAUUAGCAUGACAAAACCACCCCGGGACACAGCAAUUUGUCCCAGUCCAGUUGAAGGUGGAGCCAUGUUGGCUCAGCAAAAUGACCAAGUGUUCUAAAUAUAUCUGGGUCAGCAGGCUCCUCUUUUUGUGCUUUCUGUCUUCCUUCAGCCCUCAGCAACCUCAAUGGCUUCCCAUCCACUCCACCACAAAAACUGAAGUAUCUGUUAUAAUUACUGCCCUUUGAUUAACUGAUUAUAGUUGAACGUGAAUGAGUUUCUGCUAGGGUAUUCCUCCAACUAGCAGUUGUAUUUUAAGGCUCUUAAAUCUAUGGUGGAAUUAGAAGCUAUGUGCGGUGAUAGAGAGCUCCAGCAUCAGCAAGCAGAGACUUUCUGGGACAGGAAAAUUCCAAAGGCCCAAUCUGUUGGCUCUGAGGUUGACUUUGAACAUAAACCAAAUUUAGCCUUUGUAACGGGUAGGAUAUGCUGGCUCAGAGGGGCCACCUCUCUUUUUCUGUGGUGGCUGGGCUCCCUCCUCCUGGGGACAUUUGACCUUGUCUCUGGUUCUGGAGCUUGUUUUGGUGACUGGCAGAGGGUGGGUGGAGAUGUGAGUACCCUAUUAUAAGAGGGCUCUAGUGAGUGCCAUUUCAUAGGCCCCUUCCAGCCUCUGGGGGCCAAUGUUCCCUGCCAGUGGUCCCCUGGAAGUCACCUCUUCCCUCCUUUGAGUGCUGAUAUCAUAGCCUCAUUCUAAACCCUAUCCUCAUCAUUUUCUAUUCUAAGACCCAUAAAUGCAUGUUUUAUGUUUUCCAAUACAUAAGAUGCUAUUUUAGUUAGCAUUUCAUUAAUAGACUUUCUGUACUAUAAAAAUCACCAUAAAUCACAACAAGUAGAGUGGCGUGGCAGAAUAUUAGGCUAAGAAGCAGGAGGCCUAGGCUCAAUUUGACUGCACAGCUAGCGCUGGUGCUCAGUACUUUCCAGGCCUGCCUCUGGCUGGCAUCCAAAGACAGCCGCUGCCAAGCCUGAACCUUCACAGACUUUGAAGGCUUGUGUUCCAGCUCUGCCACUAGGUAACUGUGACCUUGGACAAGUACAUUUACCUCUCUGGAUUAUGUAUAUAAUGGUGGCAUUAGAGCAGGUGAACCUAAUGCCCACUGUAGCUGUCAAUUUUCUGAGUCUAUGUGCAGCAGACCUGCCUCUGGGAAUUAAUACUUCAAAGUAACAUUUUCAUAUUGUAAUAACCCUUCUUGUCUGAUAUCCUUGAACUCUUUUCUUUGUCUCUUACAUUAUUGCCAUCUUUGUUAAUAAUAUCUCUGGCUGAGAAAAGACCUGCGAUGAGGACCGAUGCUCUUCAAGAAGAGAUGUUUACUGGAAUUAGAGAGAUCUCAGGGAACACAGAGGACAUCCCUCUGGUGCGCUGGAGGCAGCAGUGGCUGGAGAAUGGCACUUUGCUUUUCCACAUCCAUCACCAAGAUGGUGCCCCGAGCCUCCCUGGGCAGGACCCGACUGAAGAGCCCCAGCACGAGUCCGCGGAAGAGGAGCUGCGGAUCCUCCACAUCUCCGUCAUGGGCGGCAUGAUCGCUCUGCUGCUGUCCAUCUUGUGCCUGGUGAUGAUCCUGUACACUCGCCGGCGCUGGUGCAAGCGCCGCCGCGUCCCCCAGCCCCAGAAAAGUGCCAGCGCCGAGGCAGCCAAUGAGAUUCACUACAUCCCCUCCGUGCUGAUCGGCGGGCACGGGCGGGAGAGCCUGCGCAACGCCCGCGUGCAGGGCCACAACUCCAGCGGCACCCUGAGCAUCAGGGAGACGCCCAUCCUGGACGGCUAUGAGUACGACAUCACCGACCUGCGCCACCACCUGCAGCGGGAGUGCAUGAACGGAGGGGAGGACUUCGCCAGCCAGGUCACCCGCACCCUCGACUCCCUGCAGGGCUGCAACGAGAAGGCAGGGAUGGACCUCACUCCAGGCAGUGACAAUGCCAAGCUGUCGCUGAUGAACAAGUAUAAAGAUAACAUUAUUGCCACUAGCCCAGUGGACUCCAACCACCAGCAGGCCACCCUGCUGUCUCACACCUCCAGUAGUCAGAGGAAGCGGAUCAACAACAAAGCAAGAGCUGGUUCCGCCUUCCUGAACCCUGAAGGGGACUCUAGCACAGAGGCAGAAAAUGACCCCCAGCUGACCUUUUACACAGACCCCUCAAGGAGCCGGAGGCGCAGCAGAGUGGGUUCUCCCCGAAGUCCUGUGAAUAAGACCACCUUGACCCUGAUCAGCAUCACUAGCUGUGUGAUCGGCCUCGUGUGCUCCUCUCAUGUCAGCUGCCCUCUUGUUGUCAAGAUCACCCUGCACGUCCCUGAGCACCUGAUCGCUGAUGGGAGUCGCUUCAUCUUGCUGGAGGGGAGUCAGCUGGAUGCCAGCGACUGGCUGAACCCUGCCCAGGUGGUUCUCUUCUCCCAGCAGAACUCCAGUGGGCCCUGGGCCGUGGACCUCUGUGCCCGGAGGCUCCUGGACCCCUGCGAACACCAGUGUGACCCCGAAACUGGGGAAUGCCUCUGCUACGAAGGUUACAUGAAGGAUCCCGUCCACAAGCACCUUUGCAUCCGCAAUGAAUGGGGGACCAACCAGGGGCCUUGGCCUUACACAAUAUUUCAGCGAGGCUUCGACCUGGUGUUGGGAGAGCAGCCCUCUGAUAAAAUAUUCAGAUUCACCUACACCCUUGGGGAGGGCAUGUGGUUGCCCCUCAGCAAGAGCUUCGUGAUCCCGCCAGCAGAGCUGGCCAUCAAUCCAUCAGCAAAGUGCAAGACGGACAUGACCGUGAUGGAGGACGCUGUGGAAGUCAGAGAAGAGCUGAUGACUUCAUCCUCUUUCGACAGCCUGGAGGUUCUCUUAGAUUCCUUUGGGCCCGUGCGGGACUGCAGCAAAGAUAACGGGGGCUGCAGUAAGAAUUUCCGCUGCAUUUCAGAUCGCAAGCUGGACUCCACUGGUUGCGUGUGCCCGUCGGGACUCAGCCCCAUGAAGGACAGCUCCGGCUGCUACGACCGCCACGUGGGCGUGGACUGCUCCGACGGCUUCAACGGCGGCUGCGAGCAGCUGUGCCUGCAGCAGGUGUCGCCGUUCCCCGACGAGCCCGCGCUCUACAACAUCCUCAUGUUCUGCGGGUGCAUUGAGGAUUACAAGCUGGGUAUGGACGGACGCUCUUGCCAACUCAUCACGGAGACCUGCCCGGAGGGAGGUGACUGUGGGGAAAGCAGGGAGCUUCCCAUGAAUCAGACCCUCUUCGGGGAGAUGUUCUUUGGUUACAACAACCAUUCCAAGGAAGUGGCUGCUGGACAGGUGCUGAAAGGAACAUUCAGGCAAAACAACUUUGCUCGUGGUUUAGACCAGCAGCUGCCAGAUGGUCUCGUGGUGGCCACCGUCCCGCUGGAGAACCAGUGCCUGGAGGAGAUCUCGGAGCCCACCCCCGACCCCGACUACCUGACUGGGAUGGUGAACUUCAGCGAGGUGUCCGGGUACCCCGUCCUGCAGCGCUGGAAGGUCCGCUCUGUGAUGUACCACCUCAGACUCAGCCACGCUGCCGUCUCCCAGGCCCUCAGCAAUGCUCUCCACUCGCUGGAUGGGGCUACAUCUCGGGCAGAUUUUGUGGCUUUGUUGGACCAGUUUGGCAACCAUUACAUCCAGGAAGCUAUCUAUGGCUUCGAGGAGUCCUGUUCUAUCUGGUACCCAAACAAGCAGGUCCAGCGGCGACUCUGGAUGGAAUACGAAGACAUCAGUAAAGGCAACUCCCCAUCUGAUGAGUCAGAGGAGCGAGAAAGAGACCCCAAGGUGCUGACGUUCCCAGAAUACAUCGCCAGCCUGUCAGACUCUGGCACCAAGCGCAUGGCAGCUGGAGUCCGCAUGGAGUGCCAGAGCAAGGGACGAUGCCCCUCGUCCUGCCCCCUCUGUCACGUGGCAUCCAGCCCUGACCCCCCUGCUGAGCCGGUUCUGCUGGAGGUGACCAAAGCAGCCCCCCUCUAUGAACUAGUGACCAACAACCAGACCCAGAGGCUCCUGCAGGAGGCCACCAUGAGCUCUCUCUGGUGCUCAGGGACAGGAGACGUCAUCGAGGACUGGUGUCGAUGCGACUCCACUGCCUUUGGAGCUGACGGACUCCCCACUUGUGCUCCUCUCCCGCAGCCUGUCCUGAGACUCUCCACGGUUUAUGAGCCCAGCAGCACCCUCGUGGUCCUGGAAUGGGAACACUCAGAGCCACCGAUCGGGGUGCAGAUUGUAGAUUACCUCCUCCGCCAGGAGAAAGUCACUGACAGGAUGGACCACUCUAAAGUGGAGACAGAAACGGUGCUGAGCUUUGUGGAUGACAUCAUCUCUGGAGCAAAGUCUCCUUGUGCCAUGCCAUCUCAGGUGCCAGACAAGCAGCUUACCACCAUCUCUCUGAUCAUACGCUGCCUAGAGCCCGACACCAUUUACAUGUUCACGCUGUGGGGAGUGGACAACACAGGCCGGCGCUCCAGGCCAAGCGAUGUGAUCGUGAAGACACCGUGCCCGGUGGUGGAUGAUGUCAAAGCCCAAGAAGUAGCAGACAAGAUCUACAAUCUCUUCAACGGCUACACCAGUGGGAAGGAGCAGCAGACUGCCUACAACACCCUCCUGGAUCUGGGCCCCCCCACCUUGCAGCGCGUCCUCUACCACUACAACCAGCACUACGAGAGUUUUGGAGAAUUCACCUGGCGCUGUGAGGAUGAAUUAGGCCCCAGGAAAGCGGGCCUCGUGCUGUCCCAGCUUGGGGACCUGAGCGGCUGGUGCAACGGACUCCUUCAGGAGCCCAAGAUAAGCCUGCGCCGCAGCGCCCUCAAGUACCUGGGCUGCCGCUACAGCGAGAUCAAGCCCUACGGACUUGACUGGGCAGAGCUCAGCCGGGACCUCAGGAAGACGUGCGAGGAGCAGACCCUGAGUGUCCCCUACAACGACUAUGGGGACAGCAAAGACAUCUAGCACCACGAGGCCAGGUUGCUGCUGCCAAAAUGGAGGGGAGAGAGGAGGGGCUUUGUGGGUUUGUGUGUGACUUUUUAAUAUUUUUUAAUGGGACAUUAAAACCUCCAUGGCAACGUCUAAACCACGGAUAAAGUGACCCCCUGCUCCCCGCGGAACUUCCACAGUGUGACGUUCUCCACCUGCAUGACCCGUAGACCUGCCAGCCAGCGGCUUCAUGCAGCGCCGUAUUUUUUUAGAGGAUUACUUUGGGGUUAAUUUGUUUCAUUCUUUUUUUUUUUCCUUCAAGAGAUUCACCAAAAUGCUCAAGAGCUCUGUCAUGCUUCCCAUGGGAGGUCUACCACGCUGAGGCACUUCCGUGCUCACUGAGUUCCUAAGUUCGUUGCAGCUGGGGACAGAGGCCAGGCCAGAAGGUUGUCAGUCCUGCCUCAGGCCCCUCCCCAGGCAUCCCUGAGGAAGCGCUCACUCAGGGAGCCUAAGCCUUGCUCUCAGAGAAAAGCAGUGCGGCCGCUGGAGCGGUGGCCCCACCUGUGCCUGGUGGUUUUUCUCCUAGGACUUCCUAUUUCUAGCCCCACUUCUCACAGGUGGACCAGCUCCGCUUACAGCCCCAGUGGGCCUCUGGGGUUUUAGGUCCUCCCCCAUUUUAAACCAGGGCUGGGAUUAAAUUCUUCUCGGGCAGACCUCUGCCCCCUCCUCUGAACUACAUGAUCUUUGAGAGGCCACAAGAUGCCACCUGUCAGAUGCACCUUUAGAGAAGUCUACCUGGGAGACUGUUAGCAGUCCACAUUCUAGAAAAGAAGUGAAGUUUAUUGUUUUAACAAACCCCUAAGCUUCCUGGAUGAACUUCCCCAGUCCCCCAACGCACAUCCCAGUGCCUGGGUUCCUGCCUCGCACCGGGACAGAUGAGGUUGCCGUCUGAUGAGGUGCACGGGGCUCGGUACUGCCAUGCCAGCGUCACAGUGAGCUAAAGCUAUUAUUGAUCACCAAAUAUUUCUGUCCAUUUCCCCUCUUGCUAAGUUUGCCGUGUCACUACUUUGGCAAACGGUUUCUCUGACGGCUGUCAGUGGGAGGACUGCCGUGGUCACUGCCAGCUGGUUGGUGGGAGUAGCAGAGGUUCUGUGUAGACAAGCGCCACUGACAGGUGAGGGCCGGUGUCUCCACCCCACUGCCCGGGCGCUGGCAUGGGCGCCGGUGCUGGCCCGGCGGGCCGGGAGCCCAGCCUUUCAGAAGGAGGCAGGCAGGGCCAUGCCGACCGCUGUCCUGCACACCUCAGAGGCCGGAACACAAACUUUCUGUCACCACACCUUUGACCACAGCUCCACAUUUGCAAACACAGGAGAAAGUCUGGAAAGAGGAGCAGAUCUAUAAGGCUAGCCACUGAGCUCCACUGAUUUUUUCUAAACAGUAACAAUGACAGAUAAGAUUUUCUGAGUGCUCGCUGUGUGCCAGACACCGCUCUAAGCACAUUACACAUCAUUGAAUUCUCACAACGACCCCCUGAGGGAAAAGCCAUUUUUUUCUCCAUUUCAGUAUUGAGGAAACUGAGGCACAGAGAGGUUACACAACUGUCCCCAAACCUUCCGGGCACUGUCUGCUGAGCUGCGUUGAGUUCAGGCUUCGGACUGCAGAGCAAAGGGUUUGACGGGCCAGUGCGCCCCGCUCUGUGCUCGGUAUCGAGGGCGGCAGCAGCUGUCUGGGCUCCCGAGAGCCCUCCGUCCCAGCACACGUGGCCUAGACGUGCCUCUGUGCAGGGGAGGCGGGGAGACACAGUGAAGCCCUAGCCUCUGGGGCCAGGACACCGCUGCGACGCCCGGCUCUGCAGCAUGCGGCCCGCCCACCACGCAACCGGCGGGCAGCCUGGGCAAGCUGAAGGCGCAGGGUGGUCCCCCGUCCCCUGGCUUCGUUCCAGAGAGAGUGGAAGACGUCCGUCAUCCUCUCGAGUGCCCCUGCCUCAGACGUUCCCCGGCCUGCAGAGCACGGGCUGACGGGACGCCCGCUGUCUGCCUGUGGUCAGCGCAGGGCCUCAGUGCCAGGGCCUCAGGGGCAAGGCUUUGACGUGGCCAGAGAAGUCUGUCGGUCAGCCAAGCAGGGCCUCUGGCGUCUUCUCGCCGCUCCUGUUCUGCCGUCCUUUUAUUCUUCAAGUCUGCCAGGACGCGGUGUGUUGAAUUUGAGUGGAAGAAGGGUGAGGCUGCCCAUGCCUUCCUGCCCCGGCGGGGUGAUGGGAGCGGAUGGGGCAGAGAGGUGGGGAGGGGCCCCAGGGCCCCCACUGCUGUUUCUAUUUUAGGCACACUACACUCCUCUCCCUUCUGUCUUGCCCUCUACUCACUCCCCACUCCCCCUCCGAGUUCCUGCACUUCCUUUUCAUCCUUUUAUUUUGUCCUUUUCUUUCCCUUUCUGUGACCCUCCUCUUUUGUCCUUUCCUUCCCCAUGAUUCUCAUCCUCCUGCGGCCCCCCUCUGCUCUCACUGCACAUGUGUAUGUACACAUACAUGCACACGCAUGCGCACUGUGCAUGCAACUCCUGUGACUGGCGCCCACUUGCUCUCGAGCUACGAAGGCCGAUCUGAAGGGAGCAGGGACAGUCUUAGGCCGGCUGUGCAGUCAACUGGAGGAUUCUCCCCCCAGGAGGACACUGUCCCUCACACCUGCUGCCAUUUCCCAAAGCUUGCCUGGAGGAACCCAUGCUGGCUAGAAAGGGGGAUGGUCCUGGGUCAGUGUUAAACCUCAAGUUUUAAAGCUGCCAAACAGGUCUUAAAGGAGUCACUUAUGUUCACCAACACUCUCCCAGCUCUUGUGGCCCCUUGAGACCUCUGGGGUUUCCUCCGGAAUGUACAUGAACCACUGUAAUAGCAUUAGACUUUUAAUUGAGUGUGCAACCAUUUUCCAUGCAGUUUGGUCAAUUCAUUAUUUUUUGUUAACUAUACUUCUCAAUAUUCAAAUGUUCUAUUAAAAAACCGAGUGUGGAAAAAAAGAAAACCACUUUACUACCGUAGAAGGAAGUAAGAAUAUAAUGUGACCAUCUUCAGGUUUAACAGUAUUGUUUAAAAAAGAUUUAUUGUACAAUUAUAAAAAAUGAAAUAACCAACUAAAUAAUAAACAAAGCUGUUAGUAAGU